Nelumbo nucifera (sacred lotus) is the source of this 1756-nucleotide messenger RNA. RefSeq names its product pectinesterase 2-like. The record is from RefSeq and is a predicted model, not a curated record. Lineage: Eukaryota; Viridiplantae; Streptophyta; Magnoliopsida; Proteales; Nelumbonaceae. Gene Ontology annotation, molecular function: pectinesterase activity; enzyme inhibitor activity. Gene Ontology annotation, biological process: cell wall modification.
CCAUCUCAUUAAUUUAUUAAUGGCCAGCCCAGUUAAAUAUAGACGAGACGACCCAUAAAUGAUAAAUCCUAGAGCUUGAACUAUGUCGAACAUGGUGGCGAUGCUUGUUCCAAUAUUUCUAGCAUUCCUUUCCUGCACUUCCUUUCUGUCGUCGACCCUUGCUGAUUCGUCCUACAAUGUCUCCGGCGGAACAGAUUGGUGGUGCCAGAAAACCCCAUACCCCGACGAUUGCAGGUCUUCCCUGGGCGACCUCGAUCCUAACCCUUCGGUCCCCAAGCAGAAACCCGAAUUCCGGAAGAUGGCGUUGCAGGCUGCAAUGGAACGAGCUCUCCAGGCUGAGAGUCACACCAAGUGGCUAGGCCAGAUAUGCCGCAAUGACCGAGAGCGGGCUGCAUGGGUCGACUGUUUGAAGCUCUACGAGGACACCAUUCUGCAACUCAACCGCACUCUCAACCCAAUCGCCAACUGCACCGAUUCUGAUACCCAAACAUGGCUGAGCACGGCUCUCACCAACCUCGAUACCUGCAAGGCGGGCAUUGUUGAGCUCGGCGUCUCGGACGUCUUGUUGCCUCUCGUCUCGAACAAUGUUUCCCACCUGAUCAGCAACGCUCUGGCAAUAAACGAUAUUCCAUCCGAGCAACAGAAUUACACAGGCGGUUUCCCAACCUGGGUAUCGGCUGCCGACCGGAAGCUCUUGCAGUCGUCGUCUUUGGCCUCACGGGCUAACCUUGUGGUCGCACAAGAUGGGUCCGGCCACUUCCGCACCAUCAAAGCAGCUAUCAGUGCGGCGUCGAAGCUAAGGAGAGGAAGCCGAAGGUUUAUUAUUUAUGUGAAGGCGGGUGUUUACAGGGAGAAUAUUGAGAUCGGAAACAACAUGCCGAAUAUCAUGCUCAUCGGUGACGGAAUGCGAAGAACGUUAAUCACCGGUUCAAGGAGUGUGCGAAAAGGCUACACCACCUUCAACUCUGCAACUGUUGCGGUGAGUGGUGAACGAUUCGUUGCAACUGGGAUCACAUUCCGUAACACGGCCGGUCCGCUGAGCCAAGCAGUGGCGCUGGUUUCCGGCUCCGACCUCUCUGUUUUCUACCGUUGCGGCUUUAUAGGAUAUCAGGAUACAUUGUACGUCCACUCUCAGCGGCAGUUUUACAAACAAUGCUACAUCUAUGGCACAAUCGAUUUUAUAUUCGGAAAUGCAGCUGUAGUUCUCCAAAACUGCAUGAUCGUCGCGAGGAGGCCAUUGCAUGGGCAAGCGAAUGUUAUCACGGCACAGGGACGAUCCGAUCCUCAUCAGAACACCGGUAUUUCAAUCCACAAGUCCAGAGUCAUAGCUUCAUCGGACCUGAGGCCAGUGCUGAGCUCAGUGAAGACAUUUCUGGGUCGACCAUGGCAGCAGUAUUCUCGAACUGUAUAUCUGCAGACAUAUCUUGAUGGGUUGGUAGAUCCUGCUGGAUGGUUGGAAUGGGGCGGUAGUUUUGCUCUGAAUACGCUGUAUUAUGGAGAGUAUAAGAACAUUGGGCCUGGUUCUUCCACUGCAAGGCGGGUGAAAUGGCGUGGCUACCGUGUCAUAAGAAACCCAUCGGAGGCUUCACUGUUCACGGUGGGUAACUUCAUCUCCGGCCGUUCAUGGUUACCUGGGACAGGUGUGCCGUUCACCUCCGGCCUCUAACUGGAUAACUUGAUCGGUUAUUCUGCUCCAUUUUUUUUAAUCUUUAUCUUUCUUCUUUGUUACCUUUUCUUUUCUCUUCCCCUUAUUUAU